Messenger RNA from Gopherus evgoodei (Goodes thornscrub tortoise), 2897 nucleotides. RefSeq names its product membrane palmitoylated protein 1 (gene MPP1). The record is from RefSeq and is a predicted model, not a curated record. Gene Ontology annotation, molecular function: signaling receptor binding. Gene Ontology annotation, cellular component: cell-cell junction; plasma membrane. The coding region runs from base 304 to 1704 and encodes 466 amino acids. Lineage: Eukaryota; Metazoa; Chordata; Testudines; Testudinidae. The transcript has 12 exons.
CUCCGCACGCUGCCCGGCCGGCUGCAGGAUCCCGAGCCCGCAGGCAGGGAACGCAGCCGCCCGGCCAGCCCCAGAUCCCGCCCCCCGCAGCAGCUUUACAGGCACUGGUCCGCUGGUCGAAUUAACGUCCCGGCGGUAGGCGGCAGGGGAGCGCGGGGGCUGGAGCCGGCUCGGGAGCCGCUGCUGCAGCGGGGAGCCGGUCCGCUCUGCUGGAGCCAGGGGAACCGGAUCAGGUGGCUGGAGUCGGCGUGGGAGCGGCCGCUGCGCAAAGGAGCCGGCUCGGGUGACAGCAGAGAGCUCGGCAUGACUCUCAAGUCGAGCCGCGGCGACAGCGUGAGCAGCAUGCGGACGGCGCUCUCCGACCUGUACCUGGAGCACCUGCUGCAGAGCCGGCCCAAGCCCGAGGCUGUCGUAUAUCCAUCAAACGCUGUGACUGAGGACAUCUACGCCAAUGGCUCAGCCAUGUUGGGCAGCCCAGCUCACAUGGACAGCCGGGAAGUGCGCAAGAUCCGGCUGAUCCAGUUCGAGAAGGUCACCGAGGAACCCAUGGGAAUCACACUGAAGUUGAAUGAGAAGCAGAGCUGCAUGGUGGCCAGGAUUCUCCAUGGAGGCAUGGUACAUAGACAAGGCUCCCUUCAUGUGGGUGAUGAGAUCGUAGAAAUCAAUGGGCAAAGUGUGAGCAACCACUCGGUCGACCAGCUGCAGAAGAUGCUGAGAGAAGCCAAGGGGACGGUCUCAAUAAAAGUCAUCCCCAAUCAGCAAAGCCGCCUCCCAGCACUACAGAUGUUCAUGAGGGCCCAGUUUGACUACGAUCCCAAGAUGGACAGCCUGAUCCCCUGCAGGGAGGCGGGUCUGAAGUUCAAGACCGGGGACAUUAUCCAAAUCAUCAACAAAGAUGACAGCAACUGGUGGCAGGGCCGGGUAGAAGGGUCCUCCACAGAGUCAGCAGGGCUGAUCCCCUCCCCUGAACUGCAAGAAUGGCGUGUGGCUAGUACAACCCAGUGCAGUCAGAGCGAAGCCCAGAGCUGCAGCCCCUUCGGGAAAAAGAAGAAGUGCAAAGACAAAUACCUGGCCAAGCACAGCUCAAUUUUCGACCAGUUGGAUGUGAUUUCAUAUGAGGAGGUGGUGAGGCUGCCAGCCUUCAAGAGGAAGACCCUGGUGCUGAUAGGUGCAAGCGGGGUAGGUCGUAGCCACAUUAAGAAUGCCCUGCUCAGCAAGAACCCAGAGAAGUUUGGGUAUCCGGCUCCAUACACCACACGCCCCCAGAAGAAGAACGAGGCGGAUGGGAAGGACUAUCACUUCAUCUCCACUGAGGAAAUGACCAGGGGCAUCUCCGCCAAUGAGUUCCUGGAAUUCGGGAGCUACCAGGGAAACAUAUUUGGCACCAAGUUUGAAACAGUGCAUCAGAUCCACCAGCAGGAUAAAGUCGCCAUCCUGGACAUUGAGCCCCAGACUCUGAAGAUUGUUCGCACUGCUGAGCUGUCCCCAUUCAUUGUUUUCAUCGCACCAACAGACCAGGCCAAUCAGUCAGAGGCCUUGCAGCAACUACGGAAGGAUUCGGAGAGCAUUUGCAACUGCUACGCACACUACUUUGACCUGUCAAUAGUCAACAACGGUGUGGAUGAGAGCCUCAAGGUGCUACAAGAAGCUUUUGAGCAGGCCUGCAACUCACCCCAGUGGGUGCCUGUCUCCUGGGUCUACUGAGCAGCUGUCCAACCCUGGCAGCUUCCUGCUACUCCCAUCCUGCAGAAUGAGAUGGUGGGAAACCUCUGAUCUACAUAGCUCAACACCCAGCCCCGCUUCUCUUAACAUUCUAUGGCCACAGUCUCACUUGGUCUAUUAUGCCCAGGGUAAGAGUACAGGGAUCUCCAAGCUCAGGCCACAAGCUACCAGUCCUUGUGCAUCAGCAUUACUGUAGGGUGGAGCCUCCAGCCUGGGGUGUUGUUUAGGGGAGAAAUUCUAUUUUAUCUUAGGGUCUGGUACCUUAGUGCUACACAGCUGAGGCCAUAUAGUACCCCUCCACUCAGCAACACUCCUACUGAUCAUUCAGGGAAGCUUUCCUAGUGGACUGAGGGGGAAAAGAGGGGCCUGCUCUAGUAACUAACCAUGAGUAGUAGCUACUUUAUACUGUGCUUCACUCUUGAGGAAGAGGGGAUGGAUGCACUUCUAACACCAGCUCUGAAUCUUUUUUGGCCAUUUGCACAGUUACCUGAUGCAGCUGGGCAGAAUGCACCCGUUAAAAAUCCUGGCCCUACCAGCACUAGUCUUCAGAGUCAGCAUACACAGGAGAUGAAGGCAGCAAAGAAUCCUGUGGCAUCUUUGCUGCUUUUAAAGAUCCAGACUAACACCACUACCCCUCUGAUACAUGAGAGGAAGGGACAGUUCAAAUCCCACAGAGCUAUUUUUUCAGGCUAAGCUAGUGCUACCACAGCUUGUAGUCCAAGGGUUUUCUUCACAAUCAGAAGGGCUAGUUCUUUUUAACUGUGAGCUUGAGUUAGUCACCCCAGGGGCUGGUCUUCCAUGCUGGAUGUGUGGAGUUCUUGACUCAGCCUGUGCAGUUGUGACUUACCACCUCUGACCCUAGUCAGACACCAAUAAUUAAAAUAACACCCUGGAAUCAGUAAAUUGGAUUGGCUGGACCCAGUUAUCUACCCAUUGCAUUACGUAGCAACAACAUGGCCCACUUGGAGCAGCAGUUCUUCAAACUAUAAUCAAUGUCAGGCUCAAAAGACCGGUUUGUGCGCUUUACUGUCAGGGAGGGUAGCAGGAAAGGGGAUUAACAUGUCUGGAAUCUGCAAUUUAAGGAUGCCAAAAAAAACCUGAUUAUGUGCAAUAGGGACCUUUAUUCUAGUCCACAGCAGGGCAAUACCCUGUAGCAAUAAAAGUAUGUUGAAGCA